AUGACGUCCCGCCCCGGCCUCGUCUCAAGGCCCUCCAGUGUUACCACACAGUCCAAGACAGUUGUCCUCGUCACAGGCGGCAACGCCGGUAUAGGCUACGAAAUCGUGCGCUCCCUCGCCGCGCUCCCCAACCACCAGAUCCUGCUCGGGGCGCGCGACAUCCUCAAAGGCGAAGCCGCCGCCGCCUCGCUAGGCGCCCCGCUGAACGUCAACCCCAUCCAGCUGGACAUCGACGACGACGCCUCCAUCGAGCACUGCGCCUCGGCCAUCGCGCAGCACUUCGGCAAGCUCGACAUCCUCAUCAACAACGCCGGCACCACGGGCCGCGAGGUCCCCGAGUCCACGUCCCCACGCGACAGGGGCAUGCACAUCUUCCAGACCAACGUCGUGUCCACGGCGCUGCUGACGGAGCGGCUGCUGCCGCUGCUGGAGCGCGCGACGCUGCCGAAGAUCGUGUUUGUGGGGAGUGGGGCGGGGAGUAUCGACAAGUUGACGGCGAGGGCGGAGGUGCCGGGGAAUUUCUUUUAUGGGUCGUCCAAGAGCGCGUUGAAUUACUUGGCCGUGCACUACGCGCGCAAGUUCCCGGAGUGGAAGGUCAAUUGCGUGUGUCCGGGGCUGAGGGCGACGAAGAUCAAUGACGUGGAGCUGAGCGAGGAGACGGAUCCGAAGCUCGGGGCCGUGAGGGUCGUGGAGUUGGCGAAGCAGGGCCCGGAGGGCGAGACCAUGACUUAUAGCAAUAGCGAGGGGCCGUUGAAGUGGUGA
Messenger RNA from Cyphellophora europaea CBS 101466, 762 nucleotides. RefSeq lists its product as uncharacterized. The transcript is spliced from 2 exons. NCBI's taxonomy places the organism in Eukaryota, Fungi, Ascomycota, Eurotiomycetes, Chaetothyriales, Cyphellophoraceae. Bases 1 to 762 code for a protein of 253 amino acids. The record is from RefSeq and is a predicted model, not a curated record. Gene Ontology annotation, molecular function: oxidoreductase activity. Gene Ontology annotation, cellular component: membrane.